AUGUCACCACAUAGGAUUCGUAUUGUAUCUGAAUCUGAGUUUUCACAUCCAGUCAUCAUUUUAGAUGCUAUACUUGAAAAGUUGGAUGAAAAUAGUGCAUCUCUACGCUCAUAUCAAAAAUACAUCCAAGGAACUACUUUGUCUCCGAAAAAGAAGAGGAAGCACUCAGAUCAUGCAUCUAAGAAGUCGGCAAAGAAGAAAAAGCGAUUAAACUCAGAUCAACCGCCUUCUAUUCCACCUCCAGUCGUCUCUAAUGAUAAUCUUGGGGUAGAUUUAGAUGAACCCACAUCUCCUUCUAAAUUUGCUCCAGUUUCACCAGCAGGCUUUCAGUCGGUUCUAGAAAGUCCAAGUAAUCGUGUCUCCUUGGAUUAUGACUCAUUUGAGGACGAUGAUCAAGACGGUGAAAAGCAAUCCGAACUUGAAGAUCUUCCUAAAAUAUCUACAGUAAAAGAUAAUCAAGAUGAGGAUACUCCAAUGCAAACGGUAGACAUACCUUCCAGUGAAGGACUGAUAGUUGAUGAUGAAUCACACGACAUGUCAAUUGUCCUAUACUCCAAACCAUCUACCAUGACAUUUAACAUUGAUCUCAAUGAUUACUCUCCCUUACCUCAAAAAUAG
Molecule: messenger RNA, 618 nt
Organism: Lactuca virosa
Lineage: Eukaryota; Viridiplantae; Streptophyta; Magnoliopsida; Asterales; Asteraceae
Source: the annotation of a GenBank genome assembly